UCUAUCGCGAUUGCACCCCGGAAUCGCGAGGGAUGCGAGUUAUAUGUUUUGAGUACUGUUCGUUGCGAGUUUCGAGCAGACUCCGAAAAUUAUGUGAUAUUUAUUGCAUCGCAAUAAAUCGCAAGGGACAAUUCUGAAGGAGCUGUCUCGCGUGUCGUCUCGCACGGGAGGAAAGAACGGCGAUUCUUUCCUGACGAGAAGAAAUGGAGGGUGACCGAUUAACUGACAAAGAUACAAAGAAGGAUGAGAAUGGUGAGGCCAAACCUAAGGUGACUCUAGGCUUGACUACCACGGUAGCCUUGGAUACUCUGCAUCGCGACGUCAGACGUGUUUUGCAGGAGUAUGAAGAGGAUCACAGGAGAAAUAAAAAAUAUAGAGCUUGGUUGAAAGAUACUUUGCAUCAUCGCAGUCAAUAUACAACACUCUGCUGGACUUCUGCGGUCGCACUGCUGAUCAAUGCCAUUAUUCUCAUUGUUGCGUAUUUUACACUCAAUGAAACAUGGUAUUCUACACUGCCAUACGAAGGACUGAUAGUCUGUUGUUUAGUAAUAUUAAAUUUUAUCUUAGUAGUAUUGGAUAACAAGCUGCGACAUAAGGAAAUUCCUCAUAGAGUGAAAAUUCUCCUUGAUCAGCUCAAUGUUGCACGUUCCACAUGUCGAUGGAAAUCCGAGAACUACCCACAUUUAUGCAGUCCGCAAUCCCCUUGCUUGACCUUGCAAUGGACGUAUCGUGAUAGUGAAGUGGUCAACUUGCCGUGGGCUUUAUUAGUAGCUGGCGACAUAAUCGUAAUGAAGCCAGGUCAACAAGCUCCUGGAUAUUGUGUUCCGUACGACGAUCCUGAAGCUCCUGUUUUGCACGCGAGAGAGACUUACAGUCCACCAGUGCACAGCGCCCAUGAGAUAUUUUCUACGCCGCAGGCCCGCGUACCUUUGAAGAGUAAAAUCUACAAGCUUCAGGAAACACCGUACUUGGUGAACUUGCGAAUGGCAUUAGAUCAAGCUCUCGAUCGACCGGUUACUUAUUAUAAUCGUAAACGUCACCUAUUGAUGAUUUGUUGCAUCGAGCACUUGGCUUAUCCGAUACUUGUGAUCGUAAUCCUCGUAAUCAAUCUGCUGCGUUACUUAUAUUUGACGGACUAUUUCGGUACCGGUCACUGGAGCGAGAUGUUCUUGUUGCAACCGAUUGCCGUGAGCCUUCCGCUGUUGCCAUUGGUGUUUCCCGCCUGUUGGAUAUUUCUCAAUUGCUUUGGCAUGGCUCGUUUUAAAGCAUUAUUUAAACUCUAUCUAUCGGCAAAAAAACUUCAGUUUGUAGAUCCUUUUGAGGAUGCGGAUAUCAAUGGUCCCAGUCAUCCAGAUGUAGUGUACAACUGGCUAGAACUCAAGGACUACUUCUUUGACAUCCUUUUUGGUAACGAACAUAUGAUGUCGCGAUCGGCAAGCAUUUUGCACGUUUUAGGUUCUGUGACUGCAUUAUGCUGCGUGGACAAGAAGGGGAUUCUCUCAUGGCCUAAUCCUACGGCGGAGAAAGUAUUUUUCCUACGUAACGCCAAUACUUUAUCGCCGAGUUCGAGUACCGGCAGCGUGGACAAGACAACUGAUAAAAAUCAAGAGUCUGAAGAGACUAAGGUGAAUUCUAAUAGAACAUCUUAUGUACAGCAUGAUAUGUCACACUCCACCGCCGAGGUAUUGGAUCUCACUCAUGAUCACGCCCUGCCGUUCCGACUGCAAUUUGAUGAUCACUCAUGGCGACAACAUCUGAAUUCACUGAAACCGCUCGGUCUGGCGAUUCUUCUCAACACGUGCAAUAUGAAAACGCAGGAGCACUACAUGCAGUUCUGUUGCCAUGUCACUUGCGAAGCUCUCUAUAACGAGAACCUGGUGCCAGUGACAAAUAGACGAUGUCUGUGCGAGUUGGCAAAACAGAUUGGCUUUCAGGAUCAAGCGCAGAAGAUCUUUCAAUUGGAACAGCAACUAUGUACAUUUAGACAUGUACAACCAGAAAUGGUUAGGCGGGACAUAAAAUUUGCGCGUUCGCUGAGCAUCGCGACGAAGUUAAAGUUCCCGUUUCCUCACAUGGUCGCCGUGGUCGUGAAAGAGUGCAGCGGUGGUGGUUUGCAAUUGCUGACGCAAGGAACUGCUGAUAUAAUUCUGGAUUCAUGUAUCGAAUAUUGGGACGGUCACGAUCUCUGUCCUCUUUCCGCAUCAGAUAGAAAAAAAGUGCAAGAUUUCUAUCAAAGAACGAGCUUGACCUCCUACUGCACCGCAUUCGCUUAUCGACCGCUGACACGUGCCAUCAGUGACAAAAUGUCCGAGAUUUAUCUGGAACUGCCAGCAGACAGCAAACACCUAUACACACCUCAUAGGAGCCCGACUCCUUUGCCAUGGGAUUUUAGAAAUGUUCUUGAUCCUAGAAUACGAGGAAUAUUGGGGCAGUUUCAUUCAACAGAUUCCUUGUUAUGCAAUGAAAAUAAAGAUGACGACGUAAGUGAUGUCGAAAGCUGUUUUGAUGUUCAGUGCAAUCAGGUCUUCAUCGGAAUGGUCACUAUGCAAUAUCAGGCGCAAACUGAUAUGGUGCAACUAAUAGAGCAGUUGGAUAGAGCAUGCAUAAGGUUCGUUCAUUUCAGCAAAGAAAAUGAGCUACGCUCGCGCGUUUUCUCGGAGAAGAUGGGACUGGAAAGCGGCUGGAAUUGCCACAUCUCAUUACUCAGUGAGGGAGCCAGGAAGCAACAAUGGCUGAAGAGAUAUCCGCAUAUGCCCCCGUCGUAUAUGUCCGAGAGUCCAGUGGGUUGGUGGGUGAGCCAGGCAGCAGCCAUGUCCUCACCCACUCCCUCACCCACGGCCCAAUCUCAUCAGCCUAAUUACUCCUGCAUGGACGAGGCCAGCCACUUGCUUAAUCGUGUCUUACCUCGCACCAAUCUGAACAAUAGCCGAGCGAUGAGCAUGUCGGCGCCGAGUGCUAUUAAUACGGAUUUCUCGACAGUGAAGUUCGACGAUGAAACCACCGAGUGGAACAACACGGGGACUUCACAGGUCAAAAGCGCCAUGAGCCACAGGGAGCAGGACACGGUGAGAAGCGAGGACAGCGUUCUGGUACAGAGUGUUGAUCUGGGAUCGGGUCAAGAGGCUUGGAGGUCCUUGAGCUGCCUCACUGAUAGCACCGAGCAAAGCGCACCAGUCAACUUUGAUUUGUCAAACAGGGCUAAAUUGCCAAGAGGCAUAGAGAAGAUACGUCCGCACAUCGAGUUGAUAGAUAAUGUCCCUUUGCUCGUGUCUCUAUUCACUGACUGCAACACUAUGGUGACCCGCGAGAUGCUACACAUCAUGCAGGAUUAUGGUGAAGUAGUGUGCGUGCUCGGCUCUUCUGCCAACGCCGAGAACAUGCCGAUCUUCAUGCAGGCCGACGCCGGAGUGGCGGUGGAACCUUUAUAUCCUCAAGUGUGUCAGAAAGUGCCAGUGUUGGUGCCCACUAUGGAGAACCAAGGGAUUUCUCCCGUCGACCUGAGUAGAGCGCUCAAUUCUGUCACAUGUUCAUUGAGUGUAAAACGCGAAGAUCCCGUUGCGAUUUUUCAUCUCAUUAUGGAGGCUCGUCAUUAUAUGAAGAAUCUAUGGAACUGCAUACAAUUUUGGCUGUGCUGUUUAAUUACGCUCUCGUUCAUGCAAGUAUUGUCGGCGUUUCUACUGCUACCACCGCUAUUUUCCAUUGAUCAGAUACUCUGGCUGUGCUGCUUGAUAAUUCCCAUAUUGUCGGCAUCCAUGAUUGCCACGCCGAUAGAUCCGACGAUAAUGCAACGCGCGACUGGGAAGAAUCAAUGUGUAGUCAAUGGAGAGGUCACAUUGUUCGUGCUGUGGUGCUAUGGUAGCAAGUUCCUGCCGACAGUGAUUACGGUGAUUCUCUCGCAAUGCAUCUCGUUUCUGACGCUUUGCCCCGUUUACGUGCCACAGAACUCCAAGUGUCUGUAUAUUUAUCCUGAUAUGCGGGAUCAGAUCUGGGGAGGCUGGGGUAGCAAACCAAUUGUCAUUCUGGUCGUACAGCAUUUCGCCCUCACACUUAUAGUCCUGCACUUUGUUAUAAUAUCUGUCAGCUUUGUGCACAGAGAAUAUUCAAUAUGGAAGAAAAAUCCUAUGAAUAAUCAUACUUGGUUUCUCGGUGUAUUUAUCAUAUUAUGUGUACAGGCAAUGUUCUCCGGUGUAGCGUUCCGCAGGUUUUGGCGAGAGGAAGGCAAAAAGAUCGAGAACUUCCCGAUACACGUACCAUUGUUCUUUCUUCUUUCUGUUCCGCUGAUAUUUGCGAUUAAUGAGUUAAUCAAGUGGCAAGAGAUCAAGGUGAAUGUUAGAUAUCAAAAAAGAGCGCGUCUAGAAUUUGGCACGAAGCUCGGAAUGAAUUCGCCAUUUUAAUUCAAUUCGUUCAACGUCUUCGAAAUAUCAAAUGCGUUUUAAAAAAUAUACGGGUAUAUUGUUAAGUGUAUAUAUCAUUAGUAUAUAGUAUCGUAAAUACCAACAUUAUAAUUCAGUUGCUACAAACUCAAGACAUCCAAAAGACUCGAAGAUUUUUAAGAAUGAGCUUCGUAUACUUACAAUGCGUUAAAUGUUGCCAAACGAGAGCCGAACAGAGCACCGGUAUUUUUCUAUAGCGAUAUGCAUAUUUAUAUUUUGCGAUGUAAUGACGAAUCUCAGACGGGCAGAGUCGUCGAUUGUGAGCUUAAACGAGCGCAUAUGUGAGCUUUCGCACGAUACAUCAGGCUGAUAGUGGAAUUUUCAUCUCAUUUUAUCAAAUCGUUCUGAUUAAUGAAACUUUUUCCUUGACAAAAAGUCAAGAACGUUGGGAAGCAUUAUUUUUCUCGCUCCUGAUUCUAUCAUAAUUCAAGAUGUCUCAUAUAGAUGAUCAUUGAUCUUUCAUCUUCAUCUUUCAGAUUUCAUUUAAAGAAAGAAAAGAAGAAAGUUAUCUUAAUAAAUAUUAUGUCAAUAUUAUGGAAAUAUUGUUCCAAGAUAUUUUCAUAAUGAUUGUGGCUCUUUGCAGAAACAAAAGGCCUGAUAAAUCAGAGACAUCUUGCAUUCAUGAGGAUUUUAGUAUUAUGUAGAAUACUUGUACAUAAAGAUGUUCCUAUUGAUAAUAUUAACAUCCGUAUGAUGUUCUAUUUCGCAAGUUCAUUGUAGAAUUGCAAAGACAUCGGACCUUUCAGCAACGAUAGUAAUUUAUUUGUAGCAAUUGCAGAUUAACGGAAACUUUAGCAAAUUAAAUAUAUUCUGUAAAGUUGCAGAUAAUCAUUUAAAUUCGAAUUAGGAGUAAGAAUCUCGCUGGCUCGAGGUUCUCUGUGAGACAGUGUCAUAUCUUUAUUAUAUAGAUUCCUCGAUUUCUCAUUAAUAAGAAGUACAAUGUUAGACACAAUACAAUGUUUUCAAAAUAAUCAAAUCUCCAUUAAACUGAGCAUUUUGCAAAC
Pogonomyrmex barbatus (red harvester ant) is the source of this 5437-nucleotide messenger RNA. Its product is annotated as transmembrane protein 94-like protein l(2)k05819. Gene Ontology annotation, molecular function: nucleotide binding. The record is from RefSeq and is a predicted model, not a curated record. Lineage: Eukaryota; Metazoa; Arthropoda; Insecta; Hymenoptera; Formicidae.